Molecule: messenger RNA, 841 nt
Organism: Drosophila innubila
Lineage: Eukaryota; Metazoa; Arthropoda; Insecta; Diptera; Drosophilidae
Product: kininogen-1
Exons: 4
Coding region: 96-776 (226 amino acids)
Source: RefSeq, a predicted model, not a curated record
UGAGGAAUUAAGUGAUUCGGUAGCUUCAGUUGGCAUCAUCUGUUCAGAGUGUGAAGUACAAGUUAAGCAAAUAGCAGCAGCUCUGAGAGAAGACAAUGUCUGCCCCAAGAACUGUAACUAUUUUGACGUUGCUGGCAGUGAUAAGCCUCCAGGAGCUGCUGCUCUUUGCUGCUCCCGCCUUAGAGAAUGCAGCCUUUACCACUCAGGAUUUAUUGGCUGAUGAAUCAGCACCAGCAAUGACGGCACAAGUGGAGGAGUUAGCUUCACUAAGCCGACAUCGCCGUUAUGAUGUGGAGGAUUGGAAUGGAGGAGUUCACUACGGCAGGCACAGAGGUCAUUGGGGACAUAAUCACGGACAUGGACAUAGAUUUGCUCGGGGUCAUGGACACGGGCAUGAACGUGGUCAUGGUCAUGGAUUUGGUCAUGAAUUUGGUCAUGGAUUUGGUCAUGAAUUUGGUCAUGGAUUUGGUCACGGAUUUGGUCAUGGACGUGGCCAUGGAUUUGGACGUGACCAUGGCUUUGGUCAUGGGCAAGGUCGACCUCAUCGUGGCUUUUCCUUAGAUCCUUUUCCGGAUAACUCCAAUGAAUCCGACAGUCAGAGCUCGGAAGAAGCAGCCGAUGUGCCCAACAACAACUUAAGCAGCUCAACGACAGUAAAAACAACAACAACAACAACGUCAGCGCCUUCAACAACAACAACAACAACCACAGCCAGAAUCACAACCAUUAGCACAACAGAGGAUCCCACUCUGGGCAUUGAUAUUCGCAUAGGCUGAUUAGUUCUAAGCCUCAACUUAAUGUUUAUAAACUGCAUUAAAAUCGUUAACUUAACUUAACUUAA